This is a messenger RNA of Echinostoma caproni, 816 nucleotides long. NCBI's taxonomy places the organism in Eukaryota, Metazoa, Platyhelminthes, Trematoda, Plagiorchiida, Echinostomatidae. The record is from the annotation of a GenBank genome assembly.
AUGACGACAGCUGGUCGCCCAACAUGGGAUUCCGCCAAAGGUGGACGCGGGAAAUGGGAAGGCGAUCUGAGCGCGAUGUCCAAACAGUAUUCGGUGCGAGAUUUGCCCGCACACACAAAACUGAAAGUUCGUCAAGAGGGUCAGGGACGCCCGGAAGAAUUACAGGGCAAAGAUUUCAAACGAGCUCUGGAAGAGAAAGAAAAACGAUUGUCCCUUGAAAAGGCCGGAAAAUCCGCAACAGCUGCUCUGACAGCCGGAACAGCUCAGUCGGGUGAAAAACGCAGUGCUACCUCAACCGAUGCCGGCCCAACCGCGACCACGACGAAACGGCCUCGACCGGACGCGAUCCCCGCCGUUUCUACAGCCAAUUUAGAUGCAGAUGAUCCUUGGGAUGAGGAUUACGAUGAAGAUCAAGAUGACGGUCCAUCACAGGCUCCGGAAGAGGCAACUGGUAGUGGUGGUGGUGGUAAUCCCGUGNCCGUGGAAGGUGAGGAUGAUGAUGACGAGGACGAGGAUGAAGAAUUGCUGUUGGCGGAAUUGGCUAAAAUUAAACGGGAACGUGCCGAAGAGCUGGCACGUCAGGCCGCUGAACGAAAAGCAGCUGAAGAGACCAUCCGAAUGGAAAAUAUACUGAAAGGCAAUCCGUUGCUUAAUGCAGCCACUACAGCCGAAUUCAAGGUCAAACGUCGCUGGGAUGAUGAUGUAGUUUUCAAAAAUUGCGCCCGCGGUGAAGUGGAUCAUGCCAAACGGGGUUUUGUGAACGACACACUCCGGUCGGAAUUUCACAAAAAGUUCAUGAAGAAAUACAUUCAAUAA